AUGAGCUUCGUGGAACACGACAUGGGUGCAUAUUCACGCGCCUCCACGACCCCCACCUCUACUGCCCCGCCAGUAGGCUCUGCUCGGCCGCAGAAUGAUAUACCGGCUUACCUCAACUCCUCUUCACGCGCCGACCCUCCGUUUUCCUCUCGACCUGCCUCAAUGACGUCCCAUCCGAAUGCCUUCGCCCCCGACUCACAAUCCACACCCUCCUACCGCCAUCCGGACCCGAUGGCGACCGAUCCACAAUCCGCGCCGGAUUCUCCACGAUUACAACCUACAAAUCAAUCAAUGCAGUCCGUGCCGGGAUCCGAAGUCAAUUCUCCGAGUCGCAUUCGAGUCCAGAGCUUGUCUCACAUCCAGAGUCUCGCCAAUGAAGACCUCGUAGGUUCGCGAGGUUCGCAACCGUCCGGGCCUAGGUGGCAGCGACAGUACGAGAUCAGCUCCAUGCCGGUCACGGAGAUCAUCGAGAUGGUCGCUGGACUCCUCACAAAGAUCACCACCUCGAACGAUUUGCACCACGAACAUGUCCAUCGCCACAUCCCGCCACCGGAUGGCACCUCAAACCUCAGUCCACAGGCCACCAGCGUCCUCGCAUUCCACGGCAAAAACGUUCCCAGCAUCACCAUCCUCAGUUACCUGACUCGUAUACACAAAUACUGCCCAACAACCUAUGAGGUGUUUCUGAGCUUGUUGGUUUACUUUGACCGCAUGACAGAGCUGGUCAACAGAGGGAAACUCGACCACCUGCAGCAUCGCUGGGACCCUUUAGAGGAUUCAGAUCCUUCUUCUGCAUCACCUACAUCUCAACACAUGCACGACUCGCCUAUGGUGACCCCUCCAUCUUCAACUGGCUUAGCUGCGCAGGAUUCGCAGGGGCCGAACUCCUCCAUUUCGCCAGGCCUCUCCCCCCAGUCUGAUGCCGAGACUCUUUCACAUUUCUUCGUCGUUGAUAGUUUUAAUAUCCAUCGACUGGUCAUCGCAGGUGUGACUUGCGCCAGCAAGUUCUUCUCUGACGUGUUCUACACCAAUUCACGUUAUGCAAAGGUUGGAGGUCUGCCUUUAGUAGAGCUCAAUCACCUGGAACUGCAGUUUCUUCUCUUGAACGAUUUCCGACUCGCUAUCACCGUCGAAGAGCUUGAGGCAUACGGAACAAUGCUCGUUGAAUUCUAUGCACGCGAGGUCGUGACGCAACAACAGCAGCACCAGAUGAGCUUACCACGACCCAUCGACCCGGCCCGUGAUCCAAAUUCAGAUGCAAUGUACAUGCGAUCCCGCGACAAGCACCGCAACCAUCCAGAAGUCGGCCAGACCCCGACCCCACCAUAA
Penicillium nucicola is the source of this 1329-nucleotide messenger RNA. RefSeq names its product putative cyclin-dependent protein kinase complex component. Lineage: Eukaryota; Fungi; Ascomycota; Eurotiomycetes; Eurotiales; Aspergillaceae. The record is from RefSeq and is a predicted model, not a curated record. The coding region runs from base 1 to 1329 and encodes 442 amino acids. Gene Ontology annotation, molecular function: protein kinase binding; cyclin-dependent protein serine/threonine kinase regulator activity. The transcript is spliced from 2 exons. Gene Ontology annotation, biological process: regulation of cyclin-dependent protein serine/threonine kinase activity. Gene Ontology annotation, cellular component: nucleus; cyclin-dependent protein kinase holoenzyme complex.